AUGGACAUCGCGUUCGCUCCCUGCGGACAUUAUUGGAGGGAGAUGAGGAAGAUCACAUCGGUUCAUCUCCUCAGCCUCAAGAAGAUCCAUGCCUUUCGUUCCAUCCGCUACGAGGAGGUCUCUUGUAUGAUCGACAAGAUUUCGAGCAUCUGUGACGGUGAGAGUGAAGGGGCUGUGAAUUUGAGUGAGAUGGCUCUCUCGCUAGGCAGCAAUUUGAUAUGCAGAAUCGCUUUUGGGAGAUGGUACGAAUAUAACGAAUCGAAGCCACAAAGGUUUGGUGAGAUUCUGAGAGAGGCUCAAGCUGUGAUGGCGUCUCUGUCUGUAUCGGAUUUCUUUCCUUCGUUGAGUUGGGUGGAUAGGCUCAAUGGAUAUGCAGAUUGGGUGGAGACGACUUACAAGAAUCUGGAUGAGUUCUAUCAAGAGCUCAUUGAUGAUCACCUUGAUCCGAACAUGAGGAAGGAGAAGGAGAAGCGGAAGGAGAAGGAUAUGGUUGAUGUAUUGCUACAGCUUAAAGAGGAGAAAUCUGUGUCUUUUCAUUUCAACUACAGGAAUGUCAAAGAGAAGUUGGAAUAG
Molecule: messenger RNA, 573 nt
Organism: Salvia splendens (bonfire salvia)
Lineage: Eukaryota; Viridiplantae; Streptophyta; Magnoliopsida; Lamiales; Lamiaceae
Product: cytochrome P450 71A1
Exons: 1
Coding region: 1-573 (190 amino acids)
Molecular function (GO): monooxygenase activity; heme binding; iron ion binding
Source: RefSeq, a predicted model, not a curated record